AAAAAAUACAAAUAAAAAAUUAUCAUUUUGAUUUUUGAAUUAAUAUAACAUAAAAUAAUAAAUGUUCACAAAAAAUAGGCCCGCUUGUGCGGGCAAAACUCCUAGUAAAUAAAAUACUUGUAAAGUAAAAUUUGUUUUUAAUUAUAUAUAAAAUUCAUUAAGGAUAAUAUAAUAAUAUCGAUAUUAACCAUUUUAACUUUUAACGUGAGAGUCCAAUUGCGAUAAACUACUUCGCAAAUAAUAGUAUAGAAGAGGUAUGUUCCGUAUAUCAUCAUAGCACUUAAAAAUCGUAAGUUUAGUUAGAAAAAAAACUAACAAAAUAAAUAUUUUUUAUUAAUUAAUUAAGUUUGGUAAGUUUAGAUAGAGUAGAAUCCAUCAAAAUAAAUAAUUUAUGAUUUAUUUCCUUUUGUAAAAAAUUUAUGAUUUAUUUCUAAAAAAUAUUUCAGUUUUAAUAAUAUAGAUAUAGAUACAAGCUUAUUAAUAUUUUCUUCUCCACUUUCUGCACACAAUGCUAUCAGCUAUGACGAAGACUCUACUUGCAUUGUUAAUCAUCUUCUCUCUGUUUCAUGUCCCUGCUUUUGCUGUGAAAAAAAAGUCGUACAUUGUUUACCUGGGAUCUCACUCACAUGGCCCUGAAGUCUCCUCCUUAGCCCUUAAACGUGUAGCUGAAUCUCAUCAUGAAUUGCUGGGAUCCUUUUUGGGAAGUCAUGAGAAGGCUAGAAACGCAAUCUUCUACUCAUACGAUAGACAUAUCAACGGCUUUGCAGCAGUUCUUGAAGAAGAAGAAGCUGAAGCUAUUUCAAAGCAUCCGAAUGUGAUCAGUGUGUUUCUAGACAAGGGGAAGAAGUUGCAUACAACACAUUCUUGGGAGUUCAUGCAAUUGGAGAAGGAUGGUGUGAUCCCUUCAAGUUCCUUGUGGUCAAAGGCAAGACUUGGUGAAGACACAAUCAUCGGAAACAUUGACACUGGUGUCUGGUCUGAAUCCAAAAGCUUUAGCCCACAUGGUCUUGGACCUGUUCCUUGUCGAUGGAAAGGAAGUUGCAACACCGGUGGCAAUGUUAGUUGCAACAGGAAGCUUAUAGGGACAAGGUACUUCAACAAAGGAUACUUGGUUUCCGCGGGUCUCAAGAGCAACUCUUCCUUUGAGUCUGCUCGUGACCAUGAUGGUCACGGCACUCACACGCUCUCAACAGCAGGAGGCCACUUUGUCCGGGGAGCUAGCGUCUUCGGUGUAGGCAAUGGAACUGCGAAAGGAGGAUCUCCAAUGGCCAGAGUAGCUUCCUACAAGGCCUGCUGGCCUCCCGUUAACGGCUCUGAGUGCUUUGACGCUGAUAUCUUGGCUGCCUUUGAUAUGGCCAUCCAUGAUGGUGUUGAUGUCCUCUCCGUCUCUCUCGGUGGUGACCCUGCUGAUUACUUCGCAGAUGGCAUUGCCAUCGGCUCCUUCCACGCUGUUAAACAUGGUAUCACUGUGGUCUGUUCCGCUGGAAACUCUGGCCCCGCUCCUGCAACUGUCUCAAACGUGGCCCCUUGGAUACUCACCGUCGCAGCCAGCACGCUAGACCGUGAGUUCCAGUCCUUUGUGCAGCUUGCGAGUGGCGAACGGUUCAAGGGAGAAAGCAUGUCAAAGGCCUUGCCUGCAGGGAAAAUGUUUAGUCUCACAACGGGAGCUCAAGCUAAACUUGCCAAUGCAUCUGCUAUAGAUGCGAUGCUUUGCAAAGAAGGCACGUUAGAUCCGCACAAGGCAAAGGGUAAGAUCAUGGUGUGUCUGAGAGGAAACUCAUCAAGAGUGGAAAAAGGGAGACAAGCAGCUCAAGCUGGUGCUGCUGCUAUGAUUCUAUGCAAUGAUAAGGCAUCAGGGAAUGAUAUCACAGCUGAUCCUCAUUUUCUUCCUGCUACACAUAUCAACUUUUUCGAUAGUCAAGCCUUGUUCUCUUACGUUAACUCCACUUAUUUAGAGCCCAUGGGAACUCUUACUGCACCUGCAGCAGCUUUUGGCAUCAAACCAGCUCCAUAUAUGGCAAAUUUCUCAUCUCAAGGACCUAACACUGUUACGCCAGGAAUCCUUAAGCCUGACGUGACUGCUCCUGGGGUCGACAUCAUAGCCGCCUACACAAGGGAACAAAGUCUCAGCGGCUUGGAGUUUGAUCAUCGCACGACUGCAUUCUAUAUAGAAUCUGGCACUUCCAUGUCCUGCCCUCAUGUUGCUGGUGUUGCCGGUCUUCUCAGGACAAUGCACCCUUCAUGGAGUUCAGCUGCAAUUAGAUCCGCUAUCAUGACCACCGCGAGAACACGAGACAACAGAGUUAGCCCCAUGCUCAACGGGUCUUACGUGAAGGCAAACUCAUUCAACUACGGUUCAGGACAUAUCAGGCCAAACCGUGCAGGAGAUCCAGGAUUGGUCUAUGACUUGACAGUGAACGACUACUUGGACUUUCUUUGCGCAGUUGGGUACAACCAAACGAUGAUUAAGCUUUUCUCAGAGAGUCCUUCCUACAAAUGCCCCAAGGAAGCUAGUAUUGUAGACUUGAACUAUCCAUCCAUCACGGUGCCUAAGCUCACAGGCUCUGUGACUGUGACCCGGAAACUGAAGAAUGUAGGAUCCGUAGGAACUUAUGCGGCAAAUGUCAGGGAGCCACAUGGCGUGUCCGUGAAAGUUGAGCCGAGUGUGUUGAAGUUUGAUAGAGUUGGUCAAGUUAAAAGCUUUAAGAUGACAUUGAAGCCUAAAUGGGUUGCAAAAGACUAUGCCUUUGGUGGUCUCACAUGGAGUGAUGGCAAACAUUAUGUGAGAAGUCCUAUUGUUGUCUCUAUCGCCUAGUUGAUAGAGAGAGAGAUACAUACGUUAUGUUGGCAGCUCUUCUUUCUUGAUUUUACUCAUUUUUACGUAUUGAUCGAUGUUGGUGUUGAAAUGAUCUAAACGCUGUCACAGCAACAUUUUUUCUAAGUUUGUACCGUUUCCUUUCUCAAAACAAGCAAAAUAUAUAAUGCCAUGGAAUAUUCUUAAAUCAUCAACAGGACAGCAACUCAUGUCACUUUGAUCAUGCAACAGAGUUUAUUCAACAACGCAUAGCAAGUUUAUGUGCCAACUAAAACUGUGUCGGUUUAAUUGAUUAGUGAGCUGUGUUCAGUGUGAGAUCUGGA
This is a messenger RNA of Brassica napus (rape), 3138 nucleotides long. RefSeq names its product subtilisin-like protease SBT5.4. The coding region runs from base 509 to 2815 and encodes 768 amino acids. The transcript is spliced from 9 exons. Gene Ontology annotation, molecular function: serine-type endopeptidase activity. The record is from RefSeq and is a predicted model, not a curated record. Gene Ontology annotation, biological process: proteolysis. NCBI's taxonomy places the organism in Eukaryota, Viridiplantae, Streptophyta, Magnoliopsida, Brassicales, Brassicaceae.